This is a messenger RNA of Tremella mesenterica DSM 1558, 5676 nucleotides long. RefSeq lists its product as uncharacterized. The transcript is spliced from 13 exons. Gene Ontology annotation, molecular function: cysteine-type deubiquitinase activity. Bases 1 to 5676 code for a protein of 1891 amino acids. Lineage: Eukaryota; Fungi; Basidiomycota; Tremellomycetes; Tremellales; Tremellaceae. Gene Ontology annotation, biological process: protein deubiquitination. The record is from RefSeq and is a predicted model, not a curated record.
AUGUCUCAGAAUAAUCAAGCUGAUCAACUCAUUCUCAACGCUUUAAAGAGAAAGUCGCCUUUUCGUGGUCGACCUCCGAAAGUGUAUGCUCCUAGUGCACAAUCACCAUCAACAUCCGGUCCUUCUCACCCUAUUGAGCCUUCUUCUAUCAACAGGACAGCUUCGGAGAUCCAGUCAGUUUCGGUUUCGGUGCCCUUAAAUCAUUCACAGCAGUUUCCCAAAUCGUCUCCUGGUCACAAGAUACCCCUGUCCACGGCUGAUUCCAUUGCAUCAGGAGAUACUCCUGCAUCGUCCAACGGUAUUGGUAUUGUGACACCAGAUUCGGUACCCUGGACAGAGCUGGUCAUGGCCUCCCCCUCCGCUUCAUUGUCUUCGGCCGUGCAAGCUUCAGCACCCAACUUAUCCGCUGCCGUUCCGAAAUGGUCUCCCUCUCAACCUCCGAAUCCCAUUUCGGUAGAAGAUGAGAUCAUCACUGCUAGGCAAGAGGCGGCCGGGCGCUUCCGAAUUGUCAAUAUCUCUUCCGAAUCAUACUCCGUACCACGUCCUGAGGCUCCACUCUUGGCACUCAAAGCUCCUCGCACCGACGCUAGUCUUGGGGUCAACAUACGUGCUUUGGAAACCUUCUGUCGUUUACCGAAUCCUGACCUGGUGGAUGAUGAUCGCUAUGAACAAUUCGAGGUGGCUUUUCAUCAUAUCCCGAAAGCGUUUGACUCUUUGCGUCAGGACUACCUCAUUGAGACCCAGCAUAUAUCCAAAUGUGUUCAAGUGGAAUGGUUGGAUCCCCCUGGUUUAUUACCCGCCGACAUCAGGGGAAGACAUGGCCUCUUCUUUGUCUCCGACAGUGCUGUCGCCGCAUACCCGAAUCGGACAAUCCAGCCAACUUUGAACAGUGUCCACCACCAUGUUGAGCCGAAAGCAAAGGAUGAAACACAAACAACAGCCGAAGCUCACCCUCCAACUGCUGCCAGUGCACGAUAUUCCUCAAGAGCACGUUUAAACAAUAUCCGAAAAGGGGUCUGUUGUCUGAUCCGCCCGAAAGCUGCAUAUCACGGUCAACCGAACCCGUUGACAUUACUUCGGAUUUCGCCACAUCUCCGAAACCUACUCCAUGAUGCUGCAACUCUGGUGGGAACGACUGAGUCACGUCUUCGGCUUCGGUGGUACAAUUCCUUCUGCAAGAUUCACCCCUAUGUCCUAUGGGUCAAGGCAAAUUAUCCCGAGCGUCUUCCUACCACCACUGACUUCCAAACUGCCAUCCGAACGGCUCUGCGGCAGGAAAGGCUGGAUCGGCUACCACUGGCGGCGAUAAGUAUCUUACAUGAGGCCAAUCCAAGCUCUUUCCUGCAUUGUGAAUAUCCUGAAGGCCUGGCACUCGGUGGCACUCAGCCAUUCCCAGCGGACUCUUCGUUCAUUGCAAUCAUCAGUCCGAAACAUGCAUUGCAAUCAGCAAUUCGGCAUGCCACAGAUCGGGGCCUCUUUCUUGAUUCGUCUUGGAGAAAUAAGAAUGCAAUACGCUGUCCCGUCACCUUGCUAGCCACAGUAAAUGAAUAUGGUCAUAUGGUCCCUGUAGCUGUCAUGGUCUCGAAUCACGCCAACACCGAUUCCUAUACCGAAUUCUUGAGCGUUAUCCGAAAGGCUAUCAAGAAAGAAGCGAAAGCAUUACUCAAGGGCAAAUCAUCAGUGGUCUCCGAAUAUGAGAAUGAAGAGCAAAUCCUCAUCAACGCCGAAUACAUUCACGAGGAGGAUUUCCUUCCACUACAUUUCAUGAUUGAUUGUGAUGACGCCGAACGAAAGGCCAUUGAGGAGGUCUUCCCGGGAACUCCAAUUCGGUUAUGCCAAUUCCAUUUCAUGCACGCCGCCCGAUCUCGAGCACUUCGGCUAUUUGGGAGUGAUCUGGUGGGUACCGAAAAGGCCUUUGCCUUCCUUGUGGCACUUCGGAGGUGCCAACGAUGUUCCGAAGAGGAGUCUUGGUCAGAAGCUUUUGCUCGACUAGAAGCCGAUGUUGCGGCAAUCAGCAAUAACGAUCCCGAAAUUUGGGACAAAAUCAGAACCUGGCUCCUGUCUGAAUGGUUCAGCGACAGAUGGAGGGGAUACCUUGUCGACUAUGGUCUGCCACCUCAUCACACCCGAGAUGGUACUCUCUCAACAAACAACUUUGUCGAAGCGGCAUUUCGGACCUUUGACAGAGUAUUCCUUGAAUCUCGAGCCAACAAACGUAUAGACAAACUCCUCACAAUCAUCAUCGACGUUUACUUUCCCAUGUAUCUCCAUUCACCACCAACAUCUGCCCGCUGUGACCCCACAGUUCUGUCACACAUACUUCAAGGACUGGAGCUUUGGGAGCAAGGGGCGGUUAGGGAAUGUUUCGGAGACGAGAUGCCUAUGUCAUUGAGAGGUCAACUAGAUCAUACAUAUUGUGUGACAUCCUCCGAAUCGAGCAAAACAACACCGGACUUACAUUACUGUGGGAUCAAAGACAAAACUCGUGAACGAUGCUCCUGCAGAUACUUUACCAAAACAGGCAAAAGGUGCUCGGGUCUCUGGGCAUUGUACUGCUUUCACACUUGUGGCUCCUCCGAAACGUAUUCUAAUGGUGUCACGGCAAACGAACUGCGACUGCAGACUCGAGCUAUACAACUACAAAGACGGUUGGGAGAGAUAUCUUAUCCAUUGGAUCAAGAAGACCUUGUUGCCUAUUGGGGACAUGACCCUUCGGAGCCUGUGUGGCAUGAUUGGUCCUCCGAGCAGCCUCCGAAACAGGGCAAGCUCAUCAGCAUUGAUAGUGCCAACCUUGAUUUUGUCGAGCCCGAUUCGCCCAUUACCCGCCGAAACCGAUUCCUCAACCAUGCUGACGACCAUCCCUCAACCACUGCCACGUUACCGGUUUCAAGACCAGAGGCUGAUAAGGGUGGCCGUCCAGCAGCUCACCGCCCUCUGCAUCCUUAUCGCCAAAAGACAGCCCCCACAAAAGCUGGCAUUCCUCGGGACGCACUACCACCACGAGAUCGACCUGUUGGAGCAAAGAAUUAUCUUCAAUCCUGUUUUGCUCUGUCGUUGUUCCAUAUUGUCUUCCGAAUUCCAGCCUUCGUGUCCGCAUUCAACGAAGCUAAUGACGCUCUCAGGCCUCACGCACCUUCUUUGAUUGUCUUACUAGGUGACUUUCUUAAAGCCAUUUCGGUAACUAGACGGCUGGUGGAUCUGAAGGACAUUGUACCGAUCCUCCGAAGUGAGAACUUGAUAGAUGAAGAAUCUCAGCAUGAUCCGUGUGAACUGUUUCUCAGAAUGACAAGCAAAUUCAAUCAGAUCAUUGAACAGAACCCGAUUCGGAACACAUUCCAAUUCGGAGUAACCUGGGAAUAUGUCUUUCAGCCCUGUUCCCACGCAGUCCCUGUCAGGCAAGAGACAUCCUCACUGGAGAAGCAAAUGACCGUUCUCCAAAUCUAUCCACAUGGCUCAUCACUUAACCUCAUCCAGCUCAUCAACCUUUCAUUGUGGCGUUCAUGCAGUCCCCAACAUUGCUUUUCGGUACCAUGUAAUGGACGAAUGGCCGUCACUCGAGCACGAGCCAAGAUGUCCUUGGAAUCCAACAACCUGCCCCGCAUGUUACUCCUCAACAUUGUCUGGGAUCUCCGAAACCCCUCUGCACACCAAGUGAUCCACCCUUUUGACAUUCCCGAAACUAUCAACCCAGCGCAGGUUUCGGCCGUACCUCCUCCUAUACUCCCCAGCAAUCUUCCAAUGUACAGAUUGAAGGGAAUGCUCUGCCGAAAGGGGGACACCGUGCAGGUGACCAGUGGACACUAUGUGGCUUUGAUAAAGCAUGAUGAUGUGCUGUGGGAGAUUGACGACGAAAAAACCUCUCGUAUGUUUCUGAACCGGGACGCUUUCGGUGGUACACGAUUCCCGGUCUUGCUGUUCUAUACACUGGAAGAUGAAGUCAAGCCAUCAGCAAGUCAACCCAUUGCCAAAAAGAGACGACUGAAUAAGCCAAGUGGGAAAGCAAUGUCAAAAUCGGCUUCGAAUCCUGAAAUACCAAAAGCUGAAGGCCCAACACUGGAAGCACCAAACCCCCAACCUCCCGUUUCGGACGCCAUACCAGCUAAUUCUUCAAAUUCGGAGCUGCCAACUUCGGCCCCGCCAACGCUUGAACCUCCGAAUUCGGGAGAUCCGAAAGUUCCUCCUCCAAACCCAACGGAACAAGAACCUGCCCCAGUUGAUGUCCAGUCCACAAGCUUGGCGCCCACCAGUACCCCUACAGACCCCACCGCUUCUCAGCCCAAUGUUCUUCCCACAGUUUCUCAGGGUACCAUCCCUCCGAUGUCUCACCCAACCAGGAGGGCGCAGACGUCGAAAGGGGUUACCCCUACAGACCCCACCGCUUCUCAGCCCAAUGUUCUUCCCACAGUUUCUCAGGGUACCAUCCCUCCGAAGCCUACACAUAUUUCUCCACCUGGUGAUGAACCUCCCGAAAGCGGGCCUUCCUCGAGCAACAUGCUGUGCCAAACCAACACACCCCAGGGUGAAUCGGCUCCCCCCGAUCAAGCUAUCAGUCUCAAUCCCACUGUAGCUUCUCAAGACAUUACAGCAGAACCAGAUUCCCCAUCAUCAUCCAUGGACAUUGAUCCUCCAAGUGUCGUUCCCACUGUUGAACGCUCUCCCUCACCCGAGGUUCCGCAGUACUGUCAACUAGAAAAGGCUCAGUCAGUCAUUGCCGAAAGACUAGCACAAGUUCAGUGGCGUUCGGGGGAAUCCUUUCAACCUCUCAUCUCCGUCAGCACAUUUCAAGAUGUUGAUAGCCUUUCGGACGAUCUCCUUGAGGACCUGUGCGACCAGAUGGAAGCUAUGUUUCAUGACAUGGCCGAAGAUGAGCAUAAGGGCUUGAAGCUGCAGGGUGUAGACUCCACAUUCGGGUCAAAAACGUUGCGUAAGUUCUACGGAAGGAAUGAGUGGUACACCAAUUUCGGAAUCGAUGAUAUCUUGCUUUCGGUGUCAGCUUUCAUCCGAAAUUGUGUGAAUCUGGGGAUUGGAAUGUCUGACCCCAUACCAAACUCGUUUGUUUACCGAACCCUAGCUGCUGGUGACAACUGGAACCCAUACAUACCUGGAGGUACGCCAUGGCCUUCUCUGGGCAAGGACGGGCAAUGGAGGAAAGAGAACACAGUUGGGGUUCUGAUGUCGAGCUCCCAUUUUGAGACACUGGUAAUCUUUGGGCCACAGAAGCUGGUGUUGAUGUAUGAUGGGGCAGGGGGGACUUAUGAUUCGGGAGAACAGAAGAAGCAAUGGUCACGCCUGCUAGAACGCCGUUUGUCCUGGGAAGUCAGAAAAGGCAUAGCAACAGAGGCUGAAGCUAUGGGUUGGUUGAUUGCUCCAAAUUCUCAGGCUACCAGGGAUAACCUGGACUGGGUUACACAAGUGGACUCACACAGCUGUGGUCCUCUAGCAUGUGCCGCUGCAUGUCUUCUUCUCCAGGGAAUCAGACCGACUGCUUCUGUGCUUGGGGUGAAAUCAUCAACUCUGGCUAGAGGUGAGAGUAGAAAACUACGAACAAGUGUGCUUCAACUGGUGCUUGCAAUGGCUGCACGGGAUCCAGCAAAUGAGUCUAUAUUCAGUCCGAAAGUGAAAAAAUUGAUGGACAAGUCUGUACCUUCCAUGACUUACUACAUAGAUCGCCUGUAG